AGCCAACUAUUUUGAUAACAUAUGACAUUUUAUGUCAAAUAGUAUAACACUGAUUAAAGAUAAAUAUAAGAGAGAAAUGUGUAGUUGAUUUGUGAAAUACUGUGUAUGUUAGGACGCAAGUCCUAAACUUUAAUUUUGAACAAUAUCAAGUUUUAAUGAUAUGUAAUAUAUUGUGAGAAAUAAACGAGUGCAAUAAUUUUGUGAACAAUAAACAUGUUCAGGUAUAUCUAAAGAAGUUAUAUUGCUAAGAGACUACUGAUCUAAAUUUAGGAACAGAAACAGUGUUAACAUGAAAAUAUACAACCUUACUGCAGCAUUAAAAUUAUUGUGAAUGCCUAUGUAUGUAUUUUUCAACAUAUGCAACAUUAUUAUUUUAAAAGAUGACUACAGUGGCCAUGGAAGAGUAUGAAUUAAUGAAAGACUCGAAAUAUCGUUUAUAUGUAGCCGCUAUUGACAAAGCGUUAAAAAAUUUCGAAUAUACAUCAGAAUGGGCUGAUCUUAUAUCAGCAUUAGGAAAAUUAAACAAGGUAUUAUUGAGCUACACAAAGUUUCCUGUUAUACCAAGACGAAUUAAAAUUAGUAAAAGGUUAGCACAAUGUAUGCAUCCAGCAUUACCAUCAGGUGUGCACCUCAAAGCAUUAGAAACUUACGACAUCAUAUUUAGGUGUAUGGGAACCAACAGAUUAGCCUGUGACCUAUUUAUAUACAGUGCAGGUCUUUUUCCACUUAUGGGACAUGCAGCUAUGAAUAUUCGACCAACGUUAUUAACAAUAUAUGAAACACAUUUUAUACCUUUGGGAGACAGAUUACGACCAGCAUUAAGUGGGUUUCUUAGUGGUGUAUUAUUAGGACUUGAUACAGGGACUGAUCACUUUGACCGGACCAAUUUACUUCUAGAAAAUGUUUGUGAAGGUGUGGAUCCACCCUAUUUUUACACAUGCAUUUGGCAAUGUGUGGCAAAUAACAGUCCUGUUCGUCUACCAGCCAUUAGUUAUGUAUUAUCCCAUUACAGUAGAAAGUUAUCAAUGGAAGAUCAGCUUUAUUUAAUGGGAAACGAUAUAGGGUUAAUGGUUUCAGGUUUAUGUGCAGCGGUUCAAGAUUCAAGUGUAUUGGUGCAAAGAUCUGCACUCGAUCUAUUGAUGGUUUGUUUUCCAAUGAACAACAAACAAUUAUUAUAUGCAGAUAUGGUCAGAUUAGUGACAGCGGCUCUAACGACAAUAUUGAGACGAGAUAUGUCUUUAAAUAGACGCUUAUAUUCGUGGAUUCUUGGAAAUGACGUAAAUAAUAUACCGGUGCUUCAAAUAGAAGGAGAAUUGGAAGAAAGUAUGCCCCACGGGCAUCACAUAUUAGCUUACGGUUUGUUAAACGACGCACUGAAAAUAAUUUUGAAAAAAUGUACUACCGAAAUACCAAUCGAUAUAAAACCAUACAGAUUACUUAUAUCGUUAUUCGACAAACCUCAGAUUGGUGCAGUAAUCUUAGACGGUAUAUUAUGUGAUGUUUUCAGGACUCUGUAUCUCUCCUGUUUGCAUCAACAAAAAAAUAAACAUACUACCGUUAGGUGUGUGUCAUUUACUGGUGAUUUGACCAGUUUAAAAAACGAUGACAAUGUGUUAAAUCAACAAUUUGUUCUAAAAAACUGCCCCGAAGUAAUAAAGAACGCAAAUCUUUUAUUUAACACACUCCAAAGACAUUACAUAUGGUCCUACAUAGAGAAACUGUUCAUAGAGGCCGCUAAAAAUAUUAAAACUUACAAAUAUAGGGAAAGAAAACAAGUUUGUGAUAUCGGUAGCGGAUCACCGCAUAUAUUAGAACUUUGCAUCUUGACAGAUUUUUUGCUUAACAUAAUUCCCAUAGAAGCUUACGCUGAAAAUACGAAUAAUAUAUUACCGAAUUUAUUUUGGAAGUUGAUAUCAACGUUAAAAUCCACUCUUAUAGAUCUGAAUCAAUACGAAAUAGAAGAGACUUUACAGCUUUGUACUAAAAUUUUAAAUAAAAUCCAACCGACCAAUUUGAAGCAAAACAAUUCCGACGCUUCUAAUCAAAGUUUCGAUUCAUCAUUUGGAGAUUCCAUAGAGAAAACUAUGGAAAAUAGCACGAUCUUUGAAGAGAAAUUAGAUAACGGAGAUCUACGAAUGUUAGAAAAAAGUAAAUCUGAUUCAAAGAUCAACGAAAAUUUAAAUUACAAAAAUGAAUUAACAGUAGGAGAAAAUAAUAAUAGGGAAAGAUCGUACAGUAACCAAAUGACUAAGAAAAAAACUAGUCCUAGAAUAGAAAAAAAGAGUAAAAACAAAAAAUCCAAAUCUACAUCCAAGCUCGAUGAGUCAAAAAACGAAGAUGAUUCCUUUAGUUCUGAAAACGCGACGCCGAUACCUGAAAAACGACCAUUAAUGGUUACAGAAAGCGUAGAAUCUACACCGAGAAUAACAGCCAUUGAAAAUCAACAGUUCAUUAAAUGCCUUGAAGAGUACAAAUCGUUUUAUGUGGAUUUCAUUAAAAUUAAACUUUUACCUGACACUGAUAUUGAUCAAAUUAUUCAAUCUCUAAAGUGCGACAAAAGUUGCAGAACUCGCUCUUUAGUAAAUUUAUUAGAUGCAUGCUUGUAUGACAGUGAUAAAACUGACUUUACACCUAUUGACAUAAAUAAUUUUAUAAAGCGCAACAAGAUUACACCACAUUUUUCAACGUUAUCAACUAGUGGGAACGCUUACGAACAGGCUAUGGGAAUAGCAUCAAAUAUACUUUUAGAAUUUUCGGCAUUUCCGAAUUUAUUAAAAAUGGAGGAAGAUCAUUUAAAAUUGCCUACUUGGGUAGAAAUUCUGAUGACGGUGGCCUGUUGCAGUGAUUCAUCAAGAGAAAACCAAUUAACUGCUAUGAAUACGCUCUUAGAAAUUUUCAGCCUGGCAACUAAUGCCGUGUAUAAUAGAAGAACGGAUGGCAGUUCUAAUAUUUUAAUUACAGGGAUAUUAGAUAUAAUACAUGUUAAAUAUAUUGAAGAAAAUACGAAUAUAAUAGAGGAAAUGUGCAAAAUUUUAUGGAAUUUACUAGGAAUAGUAAACGAUCAAAAUCAAUUAAUAUUAUGCGUAACGUUAUUGUAUCAAAUACACAACAUAUUCGAUAACGCAAUGUUUGUAGAAAACGUGAUUAACAGCUAUCUCACUCAAGAAACUAUCAACGUAGAACAUGUUAAGCGAUUCUUCAUGUUAUGGCAUUUAGGAAGAAACCUGAAUAUUAAAAUACCUCCAAAAAAAUCGAACAUGAGAAAUUUUGAUAAGUCACUAUUAAAAAUCCUGGAUAAUCUUCAAAAUAAAGAAGCGCCAAAUUUGCAGUUGCUGUCAGAAUCUUUCGUAACACACAGUUUGUUACAUAACGACAUAUCCAGAAUAAUAAAUCCUCUUCUACUCAAACUUUUAGCUUCCAACACUUCGAGAGUUUCGAUACGUCAUGUCAAUAUAACAGAUUCGGAAUCACAAAGCGAUAUAACAAAAGAAGAACAACACAUAAUGGAAAAUAUCCAAUCAAAAAAAAUUUACGCCGUUAGUAACGUUAAUGGGAACUUGAUGUAUCACGUGACGGACAGUCCCAGCUCCAAACCGUCGAAAAAGAGAUGGUUUACUUUUGCGAAAUCCGGAAAGCGUUUAUCGUCUUCUGCAAUAAACAUGACGACUAGUAUAAACGAAGAUUCAAAUGUCGUAACAAGAAAGAAUAGGGAUUUCAAAGGAGUAACUUCUUCUCCUAAAUCAGAAAAGGCUCCAAAAAAUGUGAAACUAAUCAUCAAUCCUUUGAGCUCUAAAGAAGUUUAUCCUAUAGGUUUGGAUGGCUCUUACACGAAAAAAGAUUCCAAUUCCUCGUUGGAUAGUUUAUCAUCUAGUAACGAUCUUACUCAAACAAGUAAUGAAGAUUCUUUGAGCAAGAGUUAUACACCUGACCGUAUGACGAACGGCGAAAGAGAUUCGGGAUUCGAUAGCCUCAAAAACGAAAGAGAUUAUAGAGCUAAAUUGCUAUUAGAAAGUAUUGAACCGAUUGCUGAUGGAGUUGUAGUUGAAGCUAUCAACGAUAACGUGAAUGUAGCGAAAAUGUCAAAAUCUCACAGUUUCGACGAUCAGAUCAAUAUAACGAAAACAACGGAUAUCGAAAAUACUUUGGUUCAAAGUUGGUCCUACUGCAUAUCCGAAUCCGAUAAUCUUCACGCCAAUUUCGAAUUAGAAAUAAGCAAAAGCGCCGAAGAAUUUUUUAGGAAAAAUGAAGAAAAAUCCAUUGUUACCGAUAUAAUAAACGACAUUGUUGAUAGAGUUUGUAUCGAUUGUAUGGACGAAAUAGACGCCAGACCGACUUAUUUGGAUCUCAGAUCGAAAAUGUGUCACCAAUCGUCUAAAAAUGUCGUUUUGUAUCCCAUACAUUCACAUAUUUGCCUGUACUACGACCUUUUCGAUACCAACCAGAUUACUUACGCUUUGCAAACGUUAAAAAAUUGCAUCAAUUCCAAUCAACAAUUAUUCAUAAAAUGUUUGGCGACUAGUGGCAUUAAAAACCUUAAAAGUAAUGAAAUACUGAAUCUGUUGGCGAGACACAGAAAAUCACUUUUGGGUUACGGAUUUGCCGGUGAACUCAGUAGCGAACAUGUCAAUUUUUACCGAGGCUACAUGUUUUUGGAUGUAAUAAUAUCCAUUUGCCUCAAUUAUUCGAGAACUUUUUUACCUUUUUUGGAGGAUUGCUCAACGAUAUGUGAGGAAAUUAAUUGUAAUUUGAAGAUACAAUUGGAGAGUUUGGAAAUUUUGAACAUAAUAACGAAAAAGUUAAUAACCAUGGUAGGAGAAAAUUCUAAAGGUUUUUCUAGUUACAUAGCCGAUCUAUUAAUCAAAUGCAAGAUGCAGAAGAUUCUUUUGAACUGUUUAUUAGUCUCCGUUAGAAACGUCGACGACGAAAUGACUUUCGCAGAAGAAAUUUUAGCCUACAAUAACUUCCAGCUAUUCGGCAACGACAAUAAAUUAGGGGAACACUGCGAAGCAUAUCAAAUCCAAAUUCUACGUUUAAUUAACUCGCUGAUUGUCUUAGAAUAUGAAGUUUUUCGUCCGAAUAACGGGGAAGCAACCACCACUUUAAUACCGCAGCAACAAAGUUUUCUUUCGGCUCUAAUGACAGCGCUAAGACAACAAAAUUUGAAAUAUCUUCAUGGUAAUUGGUUAUAUUUAAUAAGCUCUUGUUUACCUUAUUUCGGUAAUAACCUUAAACAAAUUUCCAUUAGCGUGAUCCAUCAAAUAUGUAAUAAUUUAGAAGAAAUAGCGGGACAAUAUAAUAAAAUCGAAUUGGAAGGAGAAAUAUGUUCCGAUUACGCCGUCACGCUAUUAGAAGCCUUGACGAUAAUUUGCCAUUAUUGUCUGUUGGAUUCGUCGCAAACGGCCAAUCAAAAUGUACCUGCCAAUACUAACGCCACAGUAUCGAACCCCGGCGAAAUAUUCAACAAUUUAUUUAACGUAUUUUUUUCGCCGUUAGGAAGCGACAUUAAUUUUUCAUCCAAACACAAUUCGGAUCAUUAUCAAAGUGCCAGAAAGACAAUUCUCAGUCACAUGCCUAGGAUAAUUUCCAGCGUCGGGAAACUUUGGCAGACGAUAGUCAAUAUAGAAAACGAAUAUAAUGGAAUUUAUGGACAUUCUAAAAUUGUAAAACAACAACUCCUAGAAUUCCUCAGUCCGAUUUCUGUGCAUCACAGUUCCAGUUUCCUAGCAGCAAUUUCAGUAACUUGGUAUGAAAGAAGGAAUCCAUUUAGUAGUGUCAAAACAGUGCUUCCCGAACCGAAUGCCAGCCAAAACAAUUUAGUUUAUUUGAUUUUGGCAAUUAGAGUUAUUCCGUUAGAUAAUUUAGUACAAACGGUAACAGCUGUGAUCAAAAACCCUCCACCGACUGAAGGUCUCAAUUCUGAAAUUUGUCUAGAUGUUUCUGUUCUUGAAUUAUUUUAUUGUUACAUGCGUAACGCAUCUUCCACACAAUUAUUUGAGGCAUGGGGUUCUCUUCUUGCACUUAUUAGAGAAGGCUGUUCUCUGUCCCCGCCCGCUCAAUUUCUACUCGCCGCCAUUUUACAUGAAAUCAUGAUUAAAUGCUGUCCGUUAGAAGAGAAGAAAGAUCAAAAAGAUUUACAAGAUGUUACUGCUAAGUUGAUAGAUUGUGUUUCGCAAGUUUGCGGUUCAUGUUUAGAACAAACUACAUGGUUGAGAAGAAAUUUUGCAGUUAAAGAACAAGAUGAAGAUUGCGGGCAAGAUUCCAAUAUUAUAAGUGGCAGUCACAGUGAUAUAUUUGUAAAUUCUAGUCACAGUGUCCAAGCACAACUGUUACUCUCAGAAAUUCUGGCACCCAUUUUGGAUAUAUGCUUCGGAUCGUCAGAAAAAGAUAAAGUUAACAAUAUACUUGUAUCAUUAAUGUGCAACAUAGUACCUUAUUUAAAAACUCACACUGUGAAAAAUAUGCCAAGUUUUAGCGCAUGUUCGAAAUUAUUAUCCAGUCUCAGUAGUUAUCAGUACACCAGGAAGGCUUGGAAAAAGGACGUUUUUGAUCUGCUACUAGAUAAUUCGCUUUUCCAGAUGGAUUACACCUGUAUGAAAUUUUGGAGAAUUAUCGUUGACAAUUUAAUGACUCACGACAACACGACUUUCAGAGAUCUGAUGAAUCGAGUUUCGAUGAACCAAAGUGGAAGCUUGAAUCUUUUUUCAUCAAGAGAACAGGAAUACGAGCAAAAAGCUCAAUUACUAAAACGUUUAGCUUAUGUUAUAUUUUGCAGUGAGAUGGAUCAAUAUGCUAAAUAUAUGCCAGACAUACAAGAACAACUCACGAGUAGUUUGAGACUAAGUGUUCCAGGAGUGCAAGCGCAAGUAUUUUUGUGUUUUAGGGUGAUAUUAUUGAGAAUGAGUCCCUUGCACGUUACUUCUCUCUGGCCGAUUGUAAUUAGUGAAAUGCUGCAGGUAUUUCUACAGAUAGAACAAGAAUUAUCGACAGAUACUGAAGAAUUUAGCUCUCAUAUAAAAUUAUUAUCUUCUCUCGAUGCAAGCUGGGCUACAAAUAGCAGCAAUGGACUUCACGCAUUAGGACAUCCACAUUGGCUGAAAUUACAAUUAGCAACAGCAAAAUUGUUGGACUUGGCGCUCCUCUUACCUGCAACAACACUUCCACAGUUUCAAAUGUACCGUUGGGCGUUUGUAGGCGACGAUUUGAACAAACAAUACAACAACCAAUUUAAUCAAGUUUCAUUUUUACCCCAUGUCAUUAGAAUAGCAGAUCUGAUGGAUAAGAAAUAUCCUGACACUCACAAGGAUUACCUUCCAAUGAAUAGGAACGAACUACUUCUAACGAUGAACAACAUAACACAACUCAAAGAUCUUCACGGUUUCUUCAAAACACUUAGUACUUGUUCGAAUAGGCACAGAACUGAUUGCAGUAAAUACGCUUCUAGCGACCACAUGUAUAAUAGUGAACGUCAACAUGAUAAACAUCUGGAAUCUGUUUUAGAAAAAAUUGACAAAGUUAUAGAAACGGAUUUCUUGGAUAGGAUUCCUAGGAGAAAAAUAAUUCAUAGGGAAAGCAACAAAACCAACAAAUAGAAAACUUUUUGAAAGUGAAGCGAAAUUCUUCGUAAUUUGAUCUUGUCUUGACUUUUCCUUUCUUAAAUAGGAAUCUGUCCAGUCUGGCAAAUUAUUAGUUUGUUAUAGAUAUGGACUAUGGUGAAGAUAUGAGACAAGAAAAUUUGCAAAUAUGUUCUUAGUUUGCUAUUUUGGUUUCUUUCUACUGAUAAUCAAGAUCUAGAAUAAUAUAUUCGUAUUGUGGAAAAUGACAAUGAAGCAUAGGUAAAUAUACAACUAUCUCCUGUCUCUCAUUGUAAAUGAAAUACUUGACAAUCUGUAUUAAAAUAACUACUAAAUUCUUACAAAUAUGUUAAGGGAGCAUGGGGAUCCUUCGGUUUUGUAAAAUAAGGUUUAGUGACAAUGUUAAGAUAUUUUUAUAGCACAGCAAGAAGUUACAUUUUUAUAUAAAAAAAUGUUUUUCAGAUCUCGGAACGGUUUGCAAAUUUAUAAUCAGCAUUUUUAAGACUUUCAACACUAAUUGUUCACUAUUUUUAUUGAUGUUGUAAAGUUUUUACAUUGUUUGAUUUAACCUUCUUUCUAUUUCGGUACUUUUGUCGAAAAUACUUGGGUUAAGAUAUCAAAAACUUAUAUAAUUGUACUAGUUAUUUGCAAACUGUGAUAUAAAUUUGUUGCUUCUAAAUUGACAUUAAUUGAUUUUUUAAUUCAUCACAACUCUUUAUUGGCGUUUGAAUAAGUGUCUUUUAUACACCUCGCCCUAAUCUUAAAAAUCAGUAUUAAAUAUAGUGCAUUUUUAAUUUUGUAGGUUAUACGAAUAUGUUAUAUUUUAUUUAAAAAUGAUUUGACAGUUUUCUUGUUGUCUUCAUGUCUACUUUCCAACUGCUUAAUUUGGUUAUAAAGUACUUCACCUAGUAAGCUCGGAAAGACGGCUUCAACUGCCAAGAAUUUUCGAUGUUAUCGAAAAUAACAAGUUUGCCUUAUCGGCCUAUACCACGUCGUGAAUCAUUUCAAUUGCUUAAGGUGCGUCGCUAUCAACUGGGCGUCCAGAACGUUCGGCGUCUUCCACUUUUUAACAUUGAAAUUGAUGAUGUAGAGCUCCCGUAGCUCUAGUAUUUAUGAAACAUCUUUACUUUGAGUUAUGGUCUUUUUUCAGUAUACUUAUGAAUUUUUUUCAAUUCUCUACUUUACAAAAUGGUACUAAUUGGCAUCACUGUCUAACUUUGACCCUGAUCAUAUUUUUUAUCCACAGUUCUAGUGUCAUUCCGGUUAUAAUUAUUGGCAAAAGUUUGUCCUUCUAAAAACUUUCCCUAUUUCGAAUUAACACGUUAAAUGCAAAGGAAAUAUUCACAAUUUUAUUUAAUCAUUUAUUAUUAUUAAGUUCUAGAAAAUGAAGGCUAUGUUUCAAAGUUUUAUUCCUUAGUUAAAUUAUCCAAAACAAAUCUCCUCGGGAAGGUUAAUUUUGUAGUUGGCAGUCAAAAUGUUAAUUAUGGGAUCUUUGUGUUACAAAUAAUCCAAAACGGUUGCAUAGUUUUUGUAAGAAUAAAAUAUAUAGACUCGUGAAUAUUGUGUAAAUGUAAAACAAGAAAACUGUCUCAUCCAAUUUUUGAUAUACUUAUAUAUUUUAUCGAUUUGUGUUUUUUGUUGGAAUAAAUUUUAACAUUUAAAAAUUAAUUUAUUCACCCGUACUUUUACUGUAUUCACCUAAGUUUAAGAUUGUGAUUUUAAAUUGUGAUUUAAUAACUAAAUGAUGGCAAAUAGCCUUAUUGUUGUAUUAUUGUGUAUCCUUGCAUUUUGCUACAAUAAACUAUGUUGAGAAAAA
This is a messenger RNA of Diorhabda carinulata, 9387 nucleotides long. Its product is annotated as protein dopey-1 homolog. The record is from RefSeq and is a predicted model, not a curated record. The transcript has 19 exons. Gene Ontology annotation, cellular component: endosome; trans-Golgi network. Gene Ontology annotation, biological process: Golgi to endosome transport. The coding region runs from base 381 to 7589 and encodes 2402 amino acids. Lineage: Eukaryota; Metazoa; Arthropoda; Insecta; Coleoptera; Chrysomelidae.